AUUGCGGAAAACCCUUCCUACAAGAAGACUAUCGAUAUUUGUCGGACACAAGAGCAAGGGAAACAGCAGUUUCGUGAAAUCAGUGAAGCCGCGGAGACAGAGCAGGACAAUGCAGUUAACGUAGUCGCAAAGAAAGGCGAUGCCUGCGGUAGCUGCGGCUAUCGCGCACACCGCGGCGAAAAAUGCCCCGCCACCGGUAGAAGAUGCAAUAAGUGCGGAGGGUUUAACCACUUCGCCCGAGCAUGCAAAUCGGCACCGCCUUCGCGAAGCUUUCCCCAUAAGAAGAAAGAACUACGGGAACUAUGCGCAGACGACGAUUUUUUUCUGCAAACAUUAACGGUGAGCGCGGUUAACACAGACCACUGGAGCGCGACGGUAGAAAUUGAAGGCCAACCAAUGACAUGCAAAUUAGACACGGGGGCAAACUGCUGCGUCAUUUCAAGGAGGGACGUCGCAAAGCUACCGGAUCUACCAGAGCAAGCUUGCCGGGUUGCGCUAACAGCAUUUUUCGGCCACAAGUCAACCGCCCAAGCAAAAGUGCGCCUGCGGCUUUCAGCCAAUGAGAGGGUGGUCCCCGAAACAUUUUACAUCAUAGAGCAAAAUGUACCAGUGACUCUGAGCGGUUCAGUGGCCCAACGCCUUGGAUUUAUCUGCCGGGUACAGCACAUCGAGGUCGAUGAACUUUACCCGCCCGCACAACCUUUUGCAGAAGUAUUCUCGGGACUAGGUGAGCUCAAGGGCUACGAGUACGAAAUAAAACUCAAGCCUGGCGCCGUGGGUGUCAUCGUACCGGCUCGGAGAAUCCCCGUGGCCCUGGAAGGCAAGACUAGAGCGGAACUUCAGCGUAUGGAAGAUCAAGGCGUCAUAACAAAGGUAACUGAGCCUACAGAAUGGUCCAGCCACAUGGUUACCGUUGUUAAAGGAGACAAAGUUCGAAUUUGCCUGGAUCCAACGGCGCUCAAUCAAGCCAUACUCCGUGAAAACUAUCCCAUGCCAACGUUAGAGGAUGUCGCUCCUAGGCUUGCCGGAGCAAAAUUCUUUUCCACGCUUGAUGCAGCUUCAGGGUUUUGGCAAAUUCGGCUUAGUGAGUCGAGCUCCAAACUUUGCACCAUGAGCACUCCGUAUGGUCGCUAUCGGUUUCUUCGCAUGCCGUUUGGAAUAGCUUCGGCCCCAGAAGUUUUCCAAGCAGCAAUGCACCGUGUUUUAGAAGGCUUGUCCUGUGUGGCGGUUGUGAUGGAUGACGUAUUAGUAUGGGGCAGAACUAAAGACGAACACGACUACAGCUUAAAACUUGUGUUGUCCCGUUGUCAACAGCACAACCUUCGACUUAACCCAAAGAAGAGUGCGUUUCUGCAGCCGGAGGUCCGGUACCUGGGACACAUCCUCACUACAGAAGGCCUACGCUUGGAUCCGGAGAGGGUACAAGACAUACUUGGAAUGCCUGAACCAUCGAACAAGAAAGAACUGCAAGUAUUUCUUGCCUCAGAAGCGCGUCUAAAAAGUAUUCUCGCAGCAACAAACAACGAUACCGUUCUCUCCCAGCUGCGGGAAUAUGCGCUGACCAGUUGGCCUGACAACAAGCACGAGGUUCCAGAAGUAAUCCGCCCCUACUGGCCUUAUCAGGAGGAGAUACACGCACAGGAUGGUCUUCUAUUUCGCAGCAACAAGGUGAUCAUACCAAGUUCGAUAAAAGCAGAAAUAUUGGCUCUUUUGCACGUUGCACACCCCGGUGCCGAUAAGAUGAAGGCACGGGCACGAAGCGUCAUGUUCUGGCCCUGCAUGGCAAGCGACAUAGAGCAAUUUUGCCGAAACUGCAAAGUGUGCCAGAAGCAUCAGCCACGAAACGCAAAGAUGCCGCUUUUGAGCCAUGAAGUUCCAAACUUGCCCUGGGAAGCUGUAGGAAUGGACCUAUUCUUUUACGGGGGCCGACAGUUUGCCAUUAUUGUCGACUUCUAUUCCUUCUUUUUUGAAAUAAAGGAAUUUCGCCACACCACUGCUAACCAGCUGAAGUCUUGGUGCGCCGAACUUUUUUCGGUUCAUGGAUUACCGCUUAAGCUGUGCAGCGAUAACGGGCCGCCAUUCAACAGCACAGAAUUCAAAGACUUUUUAUAUGGGCUCGGCAUUAACCACGUAACGUCAAGCCCAUAUCAUCCACGGUCCAAUGGUAUGACGGAGAGGGCCGUGCAAGAAGCCAAAAAACUACUAAAGAAGUGUUCUCUUAGAACGCCAGAUUUCCACAUGGCUCUGCUUGAAUGGCGUAAUACUCCACGCGAUGCUGUUUUGAAGUCCCCUGUGCAGAGACUGAUGGGAAGGCAGACGAGGACCCUGCUGCCUGUACCCGCAAGCCACCUGGUGCCGGAGAUUGUGCCCAACCGAGCCGUCCAUAACCGUCUCCAGGAAAUCCGCCAACGCCAGAGGAUCUACUACAACCGCCACUCCAGGAACCUGCCACCCCUGUCUCCUGGCCAGAGAGUGACUGCAUACGAUACCCAUGAGAAGACCUGGGCACCUGCGGUCUUUCUGAGGCCAGCUGAGACGCCGCGCUCCGUGGUGCUGAAGACUGAAGAGGGCCACGAAAUUAGGCGCACUCGUGAACAUCUGCGAGACGCGCCUUCACAUCCCGAAGAGAAUCCUUGUGCUGGGUCCGAACGACUAGACGACGCCCAGCCCGCCCAAGAGCUACGUAGAAGCACAAGGCCACGCCGGGAGCCUUGCCGCUACCCCCAACCAGAAAGACCAUUGUAAUUAUUUGCUUCCCUAAGAAAGGGAAGAUGUAGCAUGGCUGAGUCACUCUGACGUCAACAGCCAUUUUGUUAAAAUCACGUGACCUGUUACGUCACAAUUCUUUCCUAUAUGUACUUCGUUCCAACCGCAAUAAACGUUGUUCGUCACCCGACUGCCGGCCCG
This is a messenger RNA of Dermacentor silvarum, 2907 nucleotides long. RefSeq lists its product as uncharacterized. The transcript has 2 exons. The record is from RefSeq and is a predicted model, not a curated record. Gene Ontology annotation, biological process: DNA integration. NCBI's taxonomy places the organism in Eukaryota, Metazoa, Arthropoda, Arachnida, Ixodida, Ixodidae. The coding region runs from base 397 to 2745 and encodes 782 amino acids. Gene Ontology annotation, molecular function: nucleic acid binding.